AACACUGUUGGGUAGACAUGCAGCGCGCACUGCAGCAGUGACUGACUGACUAUUGGAAAAUAUAAUAACACAAAAAUAGUACUGAAGAAAACGUCCUCUUGUUUUGUCAAAUGUUUAAUGGCGGUAAACAGCCUCAACAAAAACUAAAUCACGGCUACUGACAUCAAGAUAAAGAAUUAUGGAGGAUUCCUGUCUGGUCCGAUGUGACAGCCUGGAUGCUGGGUCAGGGAGGGACAGGGAGUUGAUGACCUCCAUCCACCAUAUGACCCUUGACCCUGAGGGUUCUGAGCCCACCGCAAACCUCGAGCCUUCGCCAGCAGAACUGGCUCAGUGUGAGGCUGACGUGGGCACGUUGCUUAGCAUCAUUGCUGAACUGAACAAGAAGAUGGGGUCAUUAAAGGCACCAAGUGAAGCAGGGGACCUGAGACCACCAGGACCAUCCAGGCCUCUAGUUCCAGACCUCCUGUCCCACAGGGCGGCCAGAAGCAGCCAAGAGAGGAAGACUGCCUCUGCUGCCAUGUCUAAACCUCAACUAACUGACAGAGGGGGCGAUGGUGUAGUGUGGACCAAACUCCAGGAGGUUUUAACAUCAGUAGAGGACUCUGUCAGCUGUAAAAGGUCCUGGGCUGCCCCCAUCACAGCUUCUGAUCAGGACAAGCACAGAGAGCAUCUGAGAGCAGCCCAGGAGAGCUGGGUUAAGGCCACUCAGAUAUUGGAGGAGAUGGAAAUAGAGUUUGGGAUUUCAUGCCCACCAGGCCUGCCAAAGAACCAGUAUCCGGAGGCCAAACUGGAUCUGGAGAAGAGAGACUCUGCUCUCAGAAGCACCUUUCAGAGUCACCAGGAGGAGCUGGAGAGAGCACAAAGCACUGUCAGCCAGAUGGAGGAGGAGAAGAACAAGCUGGUUGGUCUCCAUAAGGCUUGGAGGUCAGGAAAUUGCUCUCCUUCCUAUCGGCCCACUGCAGGGGCUCUUACUCCUGACCGGGCUUCUCCUCCCUUCCCUCGUUCACCGUUACUCUACAGAAGAGCAGCCAGAGCUGUAACACCUCUGUCUGUGGGUGAGGAUAGUUCUCCAGUAGCCUCUGGUAACUCAUGUAGUCCUUGUCGCAGCCCCAUCAGUCUGGAGUCUGAGACAGAGCGACUGAACAGGUGCAUUGAGCGGCUGAGGGCCAGAAAUGAACGGCUGACUGCAGCUCUGGAGCGAACGAAGGGAGAGUCCGAACAGAUCAGUAUUACACUACACAGACUUGAAGCUAACUGCUCUGCCCUGCAGAUGGCUCUCAGCUACUGUGAGGAGUGUGAAGAGGCCUACAGCGAGCUGCUGUCACUUUAUGAUGCCAAGAAGCAGCAUAGCAUUCCUCUGCAGACAGACUCAGCAGAGGCGGUCGGUGACAGCCAGCAGCCAGACAGUCAAUCAGCUCAGCUCAUAAAAAUGGGAACUGAAGAGCUGUCCACCUCCUUCUCAACAGCAGGAGUCACAGAGGGGACGGAAACACAGAGUCACACAGGGCACAGGUCAGGUCACUCACUUUCUGUAACCCACAGGACACCUGAGCUGGUGGGGCGAGAGGCUGUUCUCCGUCAGCAAAUAGAGCGCCUGAAGAGGGAGAGGGCGGCCAUUUGUCUUCCCAAACCGAGUCCAGGAGUUGAGGGGAAAAUGAGCCCCGAAACUGGUCACCUGGACGGAUCAAGAGGGGGACAUGUGACUAAAGAUAAUGCCAAACCUCCUGAUACAAAAAAAGAGAAGGCUUCCCUCUUCUAUGAACUCAUCUCUGUCAGGGAGGAGAUGUCAGAUCUGCGAGCUCUAAUCCGACUCAAGGAGAAAGAGCUGAGGUGUUUGGAGUGGGGUUUUAUGGCCCAGAAGGCCCAGGAAUCAGCUGGAGCUUUCGCGCCAGAAAGCCUCAGAGAAGAGAUGGAGGAUCGUAAGACCGAACAACAGAAGCUCUGUGAAACUGUGGCUGAACUGGGUAGUGAUGGGGACAUCGCUGAUCCUAGAACCAGACCCAUUCUGAAAGAGCUGCAGGCCGUCCUGCAAAGGGAACAAGCCCUUAAGAAGAGACUGGCUUUUGUCCAAGACUCACUUAACACAGCUCUGUCAGACAGCACCCCGCACAGGAGGGACAACGAAGAGCAGAUUGCUCGGCUCACGCAAGCUCACAGUAAAGCCUUGAGUUCGUACCGGCAGAUUCGCAGGAAGUACCGGGAGCAAGUGUGGAGGCUGGAGCAGAAAGUGGCAGCCAUGACAGGGAGUCACCACCACCAGAGUGGAGCUCAGAAAGCUGCAGGGGAAGCCUUGGAGUGGAGGAGGGAAGAGACUGUUCUGUGAUCCUGUGACUCUUCAUUCAGAGAAUCAGCCUCAUUCGUGUCAAGUUUAUCCACAUAGACUACAAUGGACUGCCCUCUUAAAUCCAAGUCCCUCAUAAUAUGUUGUACAUCAUUCAGAUAGAAGCCUCAUCGCUGCAGAAUCUUUUAGCCAUGCUAGCAGAUUGGCUAUAUGAUUAGCAAUGUUGGCCCACCACUUUGGUCAAGACUGUAUAUAAUUAGUUGAAUGGAUUGAAUGGAAUUUUGAUCAGAUGUCCAUAGUGCCCAGAUGAUCAUUUCUACUGACGUUGGUGAUCCCCUGACUUUUCCUCUAGUGCCAAAGUGAGGUUGAUAUUUGUGGUUUUGAGUGAAAUGUCCCAACAACUAUUAGAUGGCUUGCCAUGAAUUUUGGUGCACACAUGAUGUCCUAUUCAAGAUGAACGUUGGGGAUCCCUUUACUUCAUAUAAAAAUCCACAUAUUGCUGGUUAGCAAAUAUUACCAUGUUAAAAUACUACACUAAGAACAUUGUCAACCUAUCACUGAUAUCUACAGCCGUUCGUCAUCCAUUGGCUCUAGAGAGGUAAAUAUAGAGUAGGGAAGUAGUUGAACAUGGAAAACAUUGUCAGUUCUGCCUUUUCAACCCUUUUGAGCGUCACCAAUAAACUGAACAGGAAUCCAAAGCCUAACUUUUCUAACAGGACUCACACAUCACAAGACACAUUUCUUAUGUCUGAGAAACAGCUGUCAUGAAUGUGAGAGGCAGGUUCAAGGACUGAACCCUCUGAGGAUCUUGGGACUGACCUCGAAAGCGCACGUCCUUUUUCCCGUUCGUGCAAGCUGAGUGUAUAAAGUCACUGCCGGCCUGCCGUGCACUCACAAAGCUCAGAGAAGGGGGAUGGGGACCAGGACAAUAGCUGAUGUGUACACAAAAUGUAUGGCCAGCCCAUUUGUCUUCUUAGCACUUUCAUAGUUCUCCCCAUCUUGCUUUCUCUGCCUUUCAAUAUUUCCACUUCUCUACAAUGGUUUAUUUGAAGCCAACUAUGACGAUUUGUGACAAGAAAUUUCUGUAAAGCUGAUCCUCUUGAAAAAAGACAUUAUUAGCAUAGUUUUGUCAGUUUUGAGCACUCCACAAACUCCAAAUGAACGGUUUAAAAAAAGGAUUGAAAUAAAUGCAGCAUAGCCAUAUAAAGAUAUGAUCUUUUUCAUCUUUAUCCAUUCAUCUCUUCUGCCUUGUCAAAACCUGGUGCGACAUUACCCACAAUGCAAAUCAACCGUUAACAGAUUGGUCAGACAUUAGGGUGUGUUAUGCUAGCUGAGCAGCUAAUGUAACAUUGCACCGUUAGCCUUUAGCAGAGACAGAAAUUGGGUAAAAGUGGAUAAUUUACAUGCAACAAUAUUUUUAUUAAAAAUAAUGUUUUAUCAAUUAACGGUUUAAAUAUGUAAUAAUUGGAAAUAAUAAUGUAUAGCCUUUGUAUAUAUGUCUAAGUUGUACUCUUUGUUCUAUAUUAUGUUGUUUUUGUGCUAUACUGAUACUUAAUGUUCCCAGAUUUGAAAACCCAAUAAAAAUACAAUCC
Molecule: messenger RNA, 3873 nt
Organism: Etheostoma spectabile (orangethroat darter)
Lineage: Eukaryota; Metazoa; Chordata; Actinopteri; Perciformes; Percidae
Gene: ushbp1
Product: Usher syndrome 1C binding protein 1
Source: RefSeq, a predicted model, not a curated record